Cuscuta epithymum is the source of this 2539-nucleotide messenger RNA. The record is from the annotation of a GenBank genome assembly. Lineage: Eukaryota; Viridiplantae; Streptophyta; Magnoliopsida; Solanales; Convolvulaceae.
CCCCCAUCUUCUCCGUCAACAUUUCACCUGAACAAAUCUAAUAAUCUACAGUAAUUCUUGCCCUAAGAAUCAUCAAGUACGAUCAAGAUAAGAUUUCUUAUUGUCCUAGAAACUCCACUCCACUCGAGUCAAUAUCACUUCUUUCAAUGUCUCUGUGGCUCUGAAUACAACAACUCCCGAACUAGCUCCCAUUUCCAUCAAUGGCUGCCAGCUCCCGUAAAGGCAAGUUUUUUCUCUUCUGUUUGCUUAUAUCGUCUUCUUUCCUCCAUAUAUCUUGGGUCUAUUCUGACUCAGAGUCAGAACCCGAACCAGAAUCAUUCCCUGUGAUUGAGAAAGAUAAUGGAAUUCAAGAGACGUAUAAAUCAACACCUGAUGCUUUAUUAGAGGUGUUAGCUAGACACCAAGAACAGUUAGAUAAGCUCGAGGGGUUAGUGAAGGAUCUAAGUAAUAUAGUUGGUAGGUUGGAAUCGAAAUCAAGAUUCUCGGAUUACCCAGAUUUUAGAAAGCCAGAUACUGCAAAACCCAUUGUUGGAAACCUUCCAAAAGAUGUAAUUGAAGAGAAAUAUGAUGGGAAGGUGGAGGGUAUUAGUGUUAGUGAUUCUAUCUUGGAGAAACCUGGGGAUAAACAGAGAGCAGUUUCAGUUACAAAGUACAGCUCUUUUUGGUCUGACAGGUUCCAAUUCGUUUCUGCUGUGAGAGUGGAUUCAGAUCCUACUUGUAUUAACGUCCUGCCAUUCAAAGAUUUCGAUGGGUUGAGCAAGUAUAUCGCCGUUGGAGAUUCUCGGGGUCAAAUAUAUGUUUUUUCAAGGAAUGGGGAUGUUUCUGCAGAGUUUAAAACAUCAUUGGACUCCCCAAUCACUGCUCUUGCCUCAUUCUUGACGCUUUACAAGAAUGAGAGUGUUUUAGUUACUGGCCAUAAGAAUGGUGUGGUUUUGAAGCAUAGAGUGUGGGAGGUGGUGCAGAACGGGGAGGAGUGGCCUAUGCUUCAUAUAGAAACUGUUGGGAAGUUCGAUUCACCCGAAUCCGGGGAAGGUGGAUCGUCAAUCACUAAUUUGGAAGUGCAUCAUAUGGGGAGGAACAGGUUUGUGUUGUCAAUAGAUUUUGACGGGAAUCUUAGGGUUUUUAGGGCAAAUGGGUCAGUUUAUGGCUUGGUAGUGCCUAAAAGCAGACCACUCGCCUUCUUGAAGCAAAGGCUUUUGUUCCUAACCGAAACGGGUGCCGGGUCAUUGGACUUGAGGACAAUGAGGAUUAGGGAGUCUGAAUGUGAAAGCUUAAACAACUCCUUAGCUAAAACCUAUGUUUUCGAUGCCAUUGAAUGGUCAAAAGCAUAUGGCUUUACUUCUGAAGGAGAAAUGAUUCACGUUCUCCUGUUGGGUGAUAUAAUCAACUUCAAGUGCCGUGUAAGAUCCAAAAAGAAGCUGGAAACAGGCAUGGAAGGGCCUCUCACAUUUCAGGCAAUCAAAGGGUAUUUGCUCAUCUCCAAUGUGGAGAAGGUUUGGGUAUACAAUGUGUCCUCUCAGCAUUACGUUCGAGCUGGUGUGCCCAAACUCGUUUUCUCUGCAGGUCUUGAUGAGGUCGCAAGUUCAUUUCUCAAUCACCAAUCUGAUGGUUUGAAUCAAAAGAAGAAAAUGCUGAUUCCGCUUCUAGCUAGUGAUCGGGAAAAGCUUGUUGUACUCGGGACAAGAAGUGGUUAUAUAGGAAUUUACCGUUCUAAUCUUCCCAUUUUCAAGAACGAAUUUAACACCAUGCUAUGGGCAAGUCCUGUGUUGCUCUUCAUCCUUUUCCUUUUCGGUGCCUGGCAUUUUUUUGCCAAUAAAAAGGAAGCACUUACAUCUUGGGGCCCGGAUGACCACUUCAGCUCUACUACCUCGGUUACGGAUGGAGCACAGCUGGGCUCAGAUAUAAUGGACCUAAGGAACAACAGUUUAAGAGGUUCGGGUCCAGCGGGAAGGUUUGGGUCUCAAUUGCAAUAUCAAAAUCCGAGACCAUCUUCUGUUGAUCAGAAUUUCAGAGCAGCCCAGGAAUUGAAAUAUAGGGGUGGAAAUCUUGACACUUCUGCUUUCCCUAAAAGAAGGGAUGGCCUGUUUGUCAACAGUCCCGUUGUCGAUGAUAGCUAGAAGUUGUGAUAUAUGAAAUAUAUGGGCGGUCCGGAUAACAAAUAGAAGGCACAUUUGGUUCGGGAACUACGGCUGAGCAGAACUCUUAAUAUGUAUACUUUUACAGUUUGGGAAGGAAUAGAAUAAAGACAUUUUGGGCAUCUCUCUCGACUGUCUUGAAGUUCCUAACCAGUUUUCCUUACAAUUUUCCUAUUUGUCCUUCCUUAUUCACUUAUGAAAUUUACACUAGUUUUACCGAUUGCAAUGGUGAGUGUUGUAUGAAUAUUUUGUGCAAUAUAAUGAAGGGCGUAUACGAAAGCAUUUGUUAUGAGAAAGUAAAUAAAUUUCUGUGUAAACUGUUAGGAUAUUUGGGUGGAAAAAAGUGUCUUGGUUUGGCGUCUCAACUUUUUAGCCAAAAUGUAAAAAUAAAGAAAAGCUUUAGG